UGUUUGAAGGAGCAUGGACGCAGGAAUUAGCCAUUCACUGUCGGGUGUCUUGCAAGAUUAUGCGCGGCUGAUUUCAGUGGAAUGGAUUGUAUGGAUUCUUCUACUCAUUAGCAUGACGUUGCAGAUUGUUUUGGUUGUUCUUGGUGCGCGCAGAUAUAUGAGUUCAUGUGGAAUUUUUCACUUUGUGGUGUGGGGAGCUUACAUUUCUGCGGAUGCUGUGGCCAUAUCUGCACUUGGAACCAUGAUGUAUAGUGUUCGGAGUGGGAUAUAUGGAAUAUGGGCUCCAGUGUUACUGCUGCAUUUGGGGGGACCUGAUGCCAUAACUGCCUAUUCCACGGCUGAUAAUGAGCUAUGGUUGAGACAUGGAUUCAAUAUGGUCUAUCAAGUUUUAGUGGCAGUGUAUGUUAUUUAUUCAUCAGCAUUGGAAGGCCACGCAUUGGUUUCUGCCAUCCUUCUGCUGGUUGUAGGAGCCGCCAAGUAUGCAGAGAGGACGCUUGCUUUGUGGUACGCUAGCGAUUUUCAAAUUGUCAUGUCAUGUCUGCCAAUUUCAAAAUAUAUAAAGGAAAAAAAUGUUGUACAAGAUCGUGGGUAUGUCAUUAUGGGAGAGAAGCAACUGCACAGAAUGAUCGAAAAAGAGGGGGGAAAAUCUUCAAUGCAAGGAAAAGAUAUGGAAGCAGGGCUCCAGGCGGCUUCACUGGAAGGAAGAGAUAUAGAAAUAGAACCAGAGGCACCACAACAGGAAGGAAGAGAUAGAGAAGCAGGGCUCCAGGCGACUUCACUGGAAGGAAGAAAUAAAGAAAAAGGGCUAGAGGUGCCUCUAUUGAAAGGAAGAGGGAUAGUAACUGUUGAGGAUCUCAGGAACGCUAAUAUAAAAGUCGGUGGGGACUACAAUCUCUGCCUUUCCCAUGCGUUGUACAAAAUGUAUAUGCGUAGGUUUGUAAGUUUGUAUUUUGAUGAAGGGGAUUGGAAGGAGACAAAAGCUUUAUGGGGUGAGCUUACUGGAAAAGAAGCAUUUAGAAUUGCAGAGAUGGAAUUGAAAUUCAUAUACGAUGUGCUCUUCUCCAAGGGAAGCGGCAUAGCCUUCAGUAGAUUUGGGAUAGUAAUGCGCCUUCUGAACUGCAUUCUCAUGGGAGUGGCAGGGUUUCUGAUACUUAGAUCACAAAGAGAAGCACAGUGGCUGGUGACAUACAUUGUGAUUUCAGUGGCUGUUGUGGUGGAGGUGUUUCAGUUCUGCCGAAUUCUGACAUCAGACUGGACACGUGUCCGCUUGAUUUGUGCCCACGUUGAGGAAACUGCACAUACCCCCUUCCCGAACACUGUUAAGUGGCGCAGAAUCAAGUUGAUGUUGAUAAAGACUGCAGUGCUUGCGCUGGGCAAGGUUCAGAAAUUUGUUGGAGGAGAUAGAUACUGGAGCAAUGGAAUUCACCAGCACUGUCUAAUAAGGACUUGCCAUAAUAGGUCUCGUUUCAUGUGGAAGAUGACUAAAUCCAUCCCAAAGGCAGACAAUUUUAUUGUAAGCUGGCACAUCCACAAAGUGCCUGCCGAAGAGGAGCUUAGAAACUUCAUUUUUAACAUCCUAAAACGGAUGUGUUCUCCGGAGAGUGAUAGCGAAACAUGCAGAGAUGGAAUUUACAACUUUGAGGAGGAUUUGCUCAAAGAGGAACCAGAAAUCAGAGGUAUCAUGUCGUCGCACGAGAAUCUGGAGGAGGUCAUUCUGAUAUGGCAUAUAGCUACCACAAUGUGCGACACCCGAAGAGAAUCAUCCGAAGAGAUCGAGAAUGUACGGUCGAGUAGAAUACUGUCGAGGUACUGUGCAUACCUUCUAGUGUCACGCUCCCGUCUUUUGCCCGUCCACCCGGCUAUGGCAAACAUUACAUACAUGCAACUUGUGGAGCAACUUAUGGGGAAGAAAUAUUAUGGUAAAGACCCUGCACAACUGUUGGACUGCAAGGACAGCAGUGUACUUGGCUCUGGGGCAAAACUAGCCUGCGAGCUGCUAGAAAAAGGAGAAGAUGAAAGGUGGAAGUUAUUGGCGGAGUACUGGGGUGGAUUGGUGAUAUACAUGGCGGCGUACAAUAAGGCAACGUUUCAUGCGGAGUGCCUGGCUUGUGGAGGGGAAUUUCUGAGUCAAGUGUGGGUUUUACUGGGUCAUUUGGGAUGUGGAGAACAGUCUGACUCUGCCGUAAGAAAGAAGAUUGAGAGGUCCAUGGAACCAGAACGGCUGGAACGGAAACGGCUGCUGGAACGGCUGGAACGGCUGGAACGGGAACGGCUGGAAUGGCUGCUGGAACGGGAACGGGAACGGCUGGAACAGGACCAGCUGCUGGAUGAGAAACGACUGCUACGGGAAGAGCUGGAAUGGGAGCUGGUACUGGUACGGGACCAGCUGUUGGAUGAGAAACGGCUGCUACGGGAAGAGCUGGAACGGGAGCUGGUACUGGAACGGGAAGGGCUGCUACGGGAACGGCGGGAACGGGAAGGGCUGGAACGGGAACGGGAAGGGCUGCUACGGGAACGGCUGGAACGGGACUAGCUGCUGGAUGAGGAACGGCUGCUACGGGAAGGGCUGGAACGGGAGCUGGUACCGAAAAUGCCGGAACGGGAACGGCUGAUACUGGAACGACUGGAACGGGAACGGCGGGAACGGCGGGAACGGCUAAAGGUUGGAAGGGGAAUGGUUGGAACGGGAAAGGUUGGAAAGGGAUCCCUUGGGGUUGGAAGGGAUACGGAUACGGCGGAUACCGCCGGAGCAACGGGGGCUCGUGGAAUGGGGACUACUGCUUGGGGAGCUUCGGGAUCAACGAGAGCGUCAGGAGUUCUUGGAAAGGAUGCAAGAGCGGUAUAAAGAGGAGCUACCAAUCUCUUGGAAACAGAAGUUAAGGGAUUACUGGGCACGCGAUGCCGUAGAGCGUUUGGAACGGAAUCAACGGGAACGACCAUGAUCCGUUGGGAACGGAUUCAACGGGGAACGUCUACGCAGCCCCCAAAAUUGCACUCAUCAUGCAUGAUGGCCAUGAUAUGCCAUGGAUAACUGCAGGUUAAUAAUUUAUUUUUGCCCUCAUAAAUAGCUUCUUAUAGGGGAUAACUGCAGGUUAAUUAUUAUUUUAUUUUUUUGGUCCUCCGCUCUUGGUGGAUAAAUGCAUGUAUAAAAAUUAAAAUUUGCCCCCUUCA
Messenger RNA from Cryptomeria japonica (Japanese cedar), 3171 nucleotides. RefSeq lists its product as uncharacterized. Lineage: Eukaryota; Viridiplantae; Streptophyta; Pinopsida; Cupressales; Cupressaceae. Bases 14 to 2533 code for a protein of 839 amino acids. The transcript has a single exon. The record is from RefSeq and is a predicted model, not a curated record.